CUGAAAGCUCUGCCGAAGCAUCUCGCGUCAAUUCCAGAGGAAAACUGCAAAGAUUCAAUCCGGGAACAAGCAGCGGACUGAGGGUGAGAAGGGUGCAAGAGGCAUAUGCCUCUCUGACUCAUGUAAGUGAUGCAUCAUGAUCUUCUGUGCUUUGGCCGUGUGUUUCAGAGCUGUUGCGGGCUGUUGGGGUGUGAUAUGUCUGAUUCGGUGCCGGACGACCUAUGGCGACGGCGCGUGUUGCCGUGCCUUCUCGUGUGUGAUGUGGUCGCCCUGCGAGAGAGCAGUAUGGCCGGGGCGGCUCUGAUCACGGCCGGGGUACUGCUGCAGCGCAUCGAUGCCUCCCUCGCCCAUCACGAACUCAGUGGCCUCAUCGAUGUCGACCGCGACCCCUCCCGCUUGCCCUACCUGGUGCGGUGCUGCUAUGUGCUGGAGCAGGGCAGCAGCGAGUGGCGUGUGAUGGGCAGGUUUGUCCGCCUGGGCACCAUCUAUGGACUGGCCACCACCAAUGGGUUCCCACUGGUACUGUCGGGGGCGUGCCUGGCCAGCGAGGCGGCCUUUCAUCGGCUGCCGGCCGCCAUGGCCAUCUACAAGACAUUCGCGCAUCUCCUCAGCUACGACGGCCGCAGUCUGGCACUAACAGCCAACCGACGACGGAGAGUAUCGGAUCGCUGCUCUUCUGGAUACGUUUCGUGUGGUGCCGCUGCGUGAGCUGCCCGCCGGUCACCCCUAUGCUGCUAGCUACAAGCGGACUGAUCCCGUCAUCCGCUGGUGCCGCUUUCUCUCCCGAUCCUUCACGGGGUUUCUUCUGCGCCAGAUUGACUACACUUGGAACACUCAUUACCUUAACCGCAAUUCGGUGCUGUCUGCUAGGAACGAG
Messenger RNA from Vitrella brassicaformis, 877 nucleotides. NCBI's taxonomy places the organism in Eukaryota, Vitrellaceae. The record is from the annotation of a GenBank genome assembly.